CCCCAGCGCGGGGCCGAGGCGGGCGGCGGCCGGCUGGGCGCCCCAGCCCAGGAAAAAUGUGAUAAAGAAAAUACUGAGAGAAAUAUAACUCAAGCUGCCGAUAGCUGCUUCGCACAUGGAAUGAUGCAAGACCAGUCUGUUUGGGGAAAUUGUUCAGAUGACGACCUCAUCCAAACCCAACCUCAACGCCUGCCUCAGCUUCAAACGUCCCUACAGGAGCCAAGUGAGGAGGAAAACGGGAAGAUAAAGAACGGUCACACUAGUCUGAGCAAUGGAAAUGGAAUUCACCACCACGGGGCCAAAAACGUAUCUGCAGAUAAUCGAAGACUCUCAGCACCUGUUUCUCACAAAAUGCAUAGAAAGAUUCAGUCCAGCUUAUCCGUAAGCAGCGAUAUCAGUAAGAAGAGUAAAGUAAAUGCUGUCUUUUCCCAAAAGACAGGCUCUUCACCUGAAGAUUGCUGUGUCCACUGUAUCCUGGCCUGCUUGUUCUGUGAAUUCCUGACCCUCUGCAAUAUUGUCCUGGGCCAAGCUUCGUGUGGCAUCUGCACCUCAGAAGCCUGCUGCUGUUGCUGUGGAGAUGAAAUGGGGGAGGACUGUAACUGCCCUUGUGACAUGGAUUGUGGCAUCAUGGAUGCCUGUUGUGAAUCAUCAGACUGUCUGGAAAUCUGUAUGGAAUGCUGUGGAAUUUGUUUUCCUUCAUAGAUAUUUAUCAUCUAUUGUGUUAAAACUGGAGAGUUUUAGGAUUUUUAAGGGGGCAGAAAAGCACAUGGUAGGAUUCUCAUGAAGCAAGCCAGUAUUUGCACUGUUCACUCAUUAAGUAAUCUCUGAAAGCCUUCUCUAACCAAAUCUACAUGGUUUAAUAUGUGAAAUUUUAACUACUUGUAAACUUAAUAGGUUACAAUGACUGAGGGACAUUUUGACCCCAAAAGGAAUGCUAAAUGUCUCCUCCUUUUUAUACAUAUUUCUAUUUAACUAUUCUUAGGAGUCUCUUGCUCCAAAUGUAUUAUUUCUCUGUGGGUAUUUAAACCAGACAAUUUAUUUUUGAUGUUUAUCUAUCCCUGGUUCAAAGUAGGCAUUUCUUUCCUUUAAAGUGAACUUUGGGAAACAAACACACACCAUAGUUGGGCACCCUGUGUUAAUCUCCGUGCUCUGUUUUCACUUUCUCCACUAGUUCAACAGACAUUGAGUUCCUCCUGUAUCUAAUCGCCUGCUCAGAUGCAGAGAUGGAUGCCAUUCAACUCCCAUCCAGAGGAGUGUACAGUUUAACAGAGCAAAGAGACCUGUAAGGUAUGGACCAUUCCUCAGGGCAUACCGAAGUGAGGCUUAUGCAAGAGAAGGACCGAAAAGGCUCUAGGAGUACAAGGAGAAGAAGAGCUCUUGUACCCUGGAAUGUGCACAGGGCCUCAAGGAGAAGGUGGUAUUUGAAAAGGCCUUUUAGGAUGAAUGAUCCAUCUAUGGCUUGAAUGAAUUAGAUUUAGGACCAAGUUUUAGAUGGGAGCCCAAACUGUGUGUGUCCUUAAGCAGCUAAAAGAAAAAUACCUUAUGUAUCUUCUUUGGUUGCAGGAAUACAGCUUUAAAAAAAAAAAA
Messenger RNA from Suricata suricatta (meerkat), 1587 nucleotides. RefSeq names its product MyoD family inhibitor domain containing (gene MDFIC). The coding region runs from base 121 to 702 and encodes 193 amino acids. The record is from RefSeq and is a predicted model, not a curated record. NCBI's taxonomy places the organism in Eukaryota, Metazoa, Chordata, Mammalia, Carnivora, Herpestidae. The transcript has 4 exons.